CAGAAACCUGCAUCCUUUGUUUCGCUAUGAUUGGGCAUGUAUUCUUCUAAGCACCGCAACAACUUGGUCUCUACAUCACCAGCUCUCUCAACGGUUUUCGGUAUGUUGGUGAAAAUAUUGGGAGUACUGGAAAGAUAACGAAUUCAAUACAGAUAGAUUAGUUUACACAGUUAAGCUGCCUUCUAAAAGUAUUUAAGAUACUUUGCUUGGGAUUGACUUCUUGUUGCAGAAAUCUCAAGGACAUCUUGCUCUGGGGUUCGGAGGGGUUAGCAAAAUCUCCAUUUUUUAAAGGUAUUUUUAGUCCUCUUGCCUGUGUGUUUUGAUUACCCAAGUGUUUGGUGACCUGGUACGGUUAUUGUUCUGAAAAUUCCCCUAGACUCAAACAAAACCAGAAACCAAAUGGAAGACAGACAGCAAGAGAAAACAACUUGUGAUAUCCUUCCAAAUCUUCUCUCCUCAUUUGUGGACACUUUUGUUGAUUUCUCUGUUAGUGGCCUUUUCUUACCCCAGCAAAAUUCCCCAACUACUAUGUCCAACUCCAGUAAUCUUCCCAAGACCUACUACCCACCUCCUGACCGUCUCAUUGCCAUUGGUGAUCUUCAUGGUGAUCUUGAAAAAUCCAAGCAAGCCCUGCGUCUGGCUGGGCUUAUUGACAGAAACGACUGUUGGUCUGGAGGGUCUGCCACUGUGGUUCAGGUUGGGGAUGUGCUUGAUCGUGGUGGGGAGGAGCUCAAGAUUCUUUAUUUCUUGGAGAAGCUGAGACGACAAGCUGUAAAAAGUGGUGGUCAGCUGAUAACAAUGAAUGGUAAUCAUGAGAUAAUGAAUGUAGGAGGUGAUUUUAGGUACGUGACUCGAGAAGGCUUGGAGGAAUUUAGCAAUUGGGCUUAUUGGUAUUCUGUAGGGAACAAAAUGAAGAGCUUGUGUGAUGGUUUGGAAAAGCCUAGGGACCCAUUUCUUGGCAUUCCCUCUUCUUUAGUUGGAAUGCCAGUUGGAAUGCCAGAAGAGUUAAAUCAUGGAAUCAGAGCUCGAAUUGCUGCAUUACAACCCGAUGGGCCAAUUGCAUGUCGAUUUUUAUCAAGUAAUGUAACAGUUUUGGUGGUUGGGGAGUCAGUUCUUGUGCAUGGAGGACUUCUAGAGAGUCAUGUGUCUUACGGGUUGGAAAAAAUAAAUGAGGAGGUGAGAAAUUGGAUUAACGGGUUGAUGGGGCCGUCAGCACCACGGUUUUGUAGAGGAAGCAAUGCAGUUGUUUGGUUGAGGAAAUUUUCAGAUGAGAUAGCACAAAAUUGUGAUUGCUCACUUCUUGAGCAUGUUCUUGCAACUAUUCCUGGAGCAAAGAGAAUGAUUAUGGGUCACACCAUUCAGAAGAUUGGGAUUAAUGGUGUUUGUGAUGAUAGAGCCAUUAGGAUUGAUGUUGGAAUGUCAGAAGGGUGUGGCAAUGGCUUACCUCAGGUUUUGGAGAUAAACAAAAAUUCAGAAAUAAGGGUGUUGCCAUUAAAGCCUAUGUAUCAGAACAAUCACAAAGCUUUCAUGGAUGCUGACAGGAUGAAGGGGCGCAAUUUUUUGACACAGGAUCACAGGCAGAAACAAGUGGAAGUGAAAGCUUAAGACUUGGGACCUCAUGAGUGCGUAUGGCAUUAGGGAUUUUACAUUGUUGCUCUCCGUAUAUUCAAAUCUUGACUUAAUCAUUAUUUGUGGUGGAGAAAUUCAUCAAAACAGAUAUUGGUUUGUCUUUGGGAUUGUUGCCAAUUUCUAUUCUCUUCUAGUGUUCUCUAUGUUACCUUAUAUUAUGUUUGCUGUACUUUGCUUAAUAGCCAGCCCUGUGCCAUUCUUUCAUUGGAAUAAGAACUCGCCAUACAU
Rubroshorea leprosula is the source of this 1857-nucleotide messenger RNA. The record is from the annotation of a GenBank genome assembly. NCBI's taxonomy places the organism in Eukaryota, Viridiplantae, Streptophyta, Magnoliopsida, Malvales, Dipterocarpaceae.